AUGAAGCAAAGAUUCUCCUCUCUUGACGUCAAGGUAAUUGCUCACGAGUUAAACCAAAGCCUAACUUCGCUUCGAGUCGCCAAUAUUUACGACCUCUCAACAAAGAUCCUACUCUUCAAAUUUGCGAAACCGAAUACCAAGAAGCAACUGCUUAUAGACAUCGGGUUUCGUUGCCACACGACGGAAUACGCUCGCGCCACUGCAGGGAUUCCAUCUGUCUUUGUUGCUCGGCUGCGCAAGGUGCUUAAGACACGGCGCCUUACAUCUGUGUCUCAGAUAGGGACUGAUCGUAUUCUCGAAUUUCAAUUCAGUGAUGGGCAAUACAGGCUGUUCCUCGAGUUUUUCGCUAGCGGAAACGUAAUACUCACCGAUGCCAACCUCAAGAUACUCGCAAUAUUUAGAAAUGUGCUGGAAGGAGAUGGACAAGAACCACAAAAGGUCGGGUUGCAGUAUUCUCUUGAGAGCAGACAAAAUUUUCUCGGAAUACCAGAGCUGUCACAGGAAAGAGUGCGAACCGCACUAACCGCAGCGGUUGAAACGGUGUCAGCUACAAAAGGUCACCAUUCGAAACCCGCCCCAAAACAAGGAAAUGCACUACGAAAGUGUUUAGCGGUGUCAAUCACAGAGCUACCUCCAAUUAUAGUCGAUCACGUACUGCAGGCAAACGACUUCGACACUUCGCUCAAGCCAGAGACAAUAUUGGAAGAUGCUAGCCUCCUUAGCAGCCUAGUAGAAAACUUGCGCAAGGCGAGGGAGCUUGUUGGAGCUAUUACGUCGUCGCCAUCGUGUACCGGAUUUAUCUUCGCAAAGAAGCCGGCCCAAGAACAAAAUUUGCCGACCGAGGACACAUCUAGUGAGGCGAAAGCCGGCCUGCUGUAUGACGACUUUCAUCCUUUCGUGCCCCAAAAAUUUCAAAAUAACAGCAAAAUCGAGAUUUUGAGGUUCGAAGGUUUCAACCGAACUGUCGAUGACUUUUUCUCCUCUUUGGAAGGGCAAAAACUUCAGAGUCGCGUGGUCGAAAGAGAAGCAGCCGCUCAAAGGAAGCUAGAUGCGGCGAAACAAGACCAAGAAAAUAGACUCAAGGGACUGCAAACCUCUCAGUCCGACAACUUUCGAAAAGCAGCAGCCAUCGAAGCGAACAUUGAGCGGGUCCAGGAAGCCAUGGAUUCGAUCAAUGGCCUACUAGCUCAAGGAAUGGAUUGGGUAGAUAUCGGGAAGCUUGUUGCACGAGAGCAAAAGAAAAACAACGCAGUUGCGAAUUUGAUUUGCCUGCCCUUGAGCCUGGCUGACAAUGUCAUUUCUAUCCGCUUAAGCGAAGAAGACGAUGCUGGAAGCGAAGUGGAAGACCCUUUCGAAACAGACGACAGCGACGCCGAUUCUGAAACAGAUUUGAAUGCCGCCAAGAGCGUCCAGAACUACUCGGACAAAACCAUUAUUGUUGAACUGACCCUUACACUCAGUCCCUGGAGCAAUGCACGGGAAUACUACGACCAACGAAAAACAGCAGUUGUCAAAGAAGAGAAAACUCAACUACAGGCCGAUAGAGCCAUCAAGAGCACUGAGCAGAAGAUCAAACACGACUUGAAGAGGGCCCUAAAACAGGAAAAGGCGCUAUUACAACCGAUUCGAAAUCUCAUGUGGUUUGAGAAAUUUUACUGGUUUAUUUCUUCGGAUGGUUAUCUUGUCGUUGGUGCCAAGGACAAGUCACAGGCAGAGAUCUUAUAUCGGCGGCAUUUGGGAAGCGGCGACAUCUUCUGCCACGCCGACGCAAACAAUGCUGCGAUAGUCAUUGUGAAGAACAAUUCGAAUACAGAAGAUGCACAUAUCGCACCGGCCACGCUGGCUCAGGCCGGGCAACUGAGUAUCUGCUCCUCCGAGGCAUGGGAUUCAAAAGCUGGUAUUGGCGCGUGGUGGGUCAAUUCCAGCCAAGUGUCUAAGUCAACUCCUACAGGAGACAUACUACAGCCGGGCAACUUCAAUAUUAGCGGAGAGAAGAACUUUUUGCCCCCUGGCCAACUGAUACUCGGCCUCAGUAUCAUGUUCAAAAUCAGCGAGGAAAGUGAGAUCCAUCAUAACAAGCACCGUAUACAGGACGGGGACGAAACCGCUGGUGCUCCUGGGAGGGAAACCGAAACAAACUCCAAACAAGACACUUCUAUCAUGGACAUGAAUCAGGAGUCCAGUGACGAAGAAGAUGAAGGUGAUUAUAAAGACGGGGACAAACAACCUACCAGAGCCAACCCCCUCUACGGUGGAAGUCUUGACUUGGAUACAGCACAAUAUGGAGACGGAGGCCAAAUAACAUGCACUUUAGCUACUCUGGAUAUCAAGGAGGAGAGCGACGGAGAGACUCCUGAGCCUGAUACUGCGCAAGUAGUGGCUGGUACCAUUGAGAUUUCCACCAACACGAACGGGCCUGUAGCGAGGAGUGGUGCACUAUCUGAUUUUAAGAAACCAAAGAGAGGCCACAAGGGAAAAGCGAAGAGAAUCGCUGCGAAGUACAAAGAUCAGGAUGACGAUGAUCGUGCUGCUGCCGAGGUGCUGAUUGGUGCUGCUGCAGGCAAACAGAAAGCUGAAUCCGAAGUGCAGGAAAAAGUGCAGCGGGAGCAAGAACUUGAGCAGGCAAGAGCGAGACGUCGCACACAGCACGAAAAGAAACAAAGAGAGGUACUCAAGCAUGAGGAGAAGAGACGGGCGAUUCUCGACGGUGCGGAUCGCGAAGCGGACGACGAAGAGAAAUAUCAGACACCAAUCAACCUAUUGGUUGGCACCCCACGUCCUGGCGACGAGAUCCUGGAGGCCGUCGUCAUCUGUGCUCCCUGGGCUGCGCUCAGCCGGUCAAAAUACAAAUUUAAGCUCCAGCCCGGUGCCACAAAGAAGGGUAAGGCAGUCAAGGAACUGCUGGAACGUUGGAAAGCAGACGCGGGCAGAAAAGGCACUCUGGAUGAAAAGAGCACUGAUACAGAAAAGAUGUGGCCCAGAGAGGUGGAACUCAUCAAGUUCCUGAAGGUAGAAGAGAUUGUAAACACAGUUCCUGCCGGCCGAGUUCGUCUGGUUGUCGUUGGCGCUACUUCUGGCUCUGGCAAAGGAGGCCAUGGCUUUAGGGGAGGCAGGAAUGAAGCAAAGGGCGGUAAAAGGGGCAAAUAA
This is a messenger RNA of Cordyceps militaris CM01, 3147 nucleotides long. Its product is annotated as serologically defined colon cancer antigen 1. Gene Ontology annotation, molecular function: ribosomal large subunit binding; tRNA binding. NCBI's taxonomy places the organism in Eukaryota, Fungi, Ascomycota, Sordariomycetes, Hypocreales, Cordycipitaceae. The record is from RefSeq and is a predicted model, not a curated record. Gene Ontology annotation, cellular component: RQC complex. The coding region runs from base 1 to 3147 and encodes 1048 amino acids. The transcript is spliced from 3 exons. Gene Ontology annotation, biological process: rescue of stalled cytosolic ribosome; ribosome-associated ubiquitin-dependent protein catabolic process.